Messenger RNA from Cheilinus undulatus (humphead wrasse), 4851 nucleotides. It is a transcript of the gene nt5c2b, whose product is annotated as 5'-nucleotidase, cytosolic IIb. Gene Ontology annotation, molecular function: 5'-nucleotidase activity. The transcript is spliced from 18 exons. Bases 185 to 1915 code for a protein of 576 amino acids. The record is from RefSeq and is a predicted model, not a curated record. Lineage: Eukaryota; Metazoa; Chordata; Actinopteri; Labriformes; Labridae.
AAGAGCUGAACAGGAACAGUCAUCUGCAGCUUGGCAGUACAGUAUAGACAUCACCGCGGUGACUGCUGCUUUCUGUAGGAAAAUACACUUCUCCGACUUUCACACGGCUCAAGGCGCAUGCUCAGACUACCUGACAGUGCAGUAGUUUGAUUCAGGAACUGAGAGAUUUUGAAAGGCCUUAACCAUGACAACUUCAUGGAGUGACAGACUGCAAAACUAUGCAGAUUUGCCUGCUAACAUGGACGGCCUGGCCAUGAAAAAAUACAGAAGAGAGGCAUACCACAGAGUGUUUGUCAACAGAAGCUUGGCGAUGGAGAAGAUUAAGUGCUUUGGCUUUGAUAUGGAUUACACUCUAGCAGUGUACAAGUCACCAGAAUAUGAGUCCCUGGGUUUUGAACUCACAGUGGAGCGGCUGGUUUCCAUUGGUUACCCCCAGGAGCUGCUCAGCUUUGUCUACGACCCAUCCUUUCCCACCAGAGGCCUUGUGUUUGAUACCAUGUAUGGAAACCUGUUGAAGGUUGAUGCAUACGGUAACAUUUUGGUGUGUGUCCAUGGGUUCAAUUUCCUUCGAGGCCCUGAGAUACGUGAACGGUACCCAAACAAGUUUAUCCAGAGAGAUGACACAGAGCGCUUUUAUAUCCUUAACACACUCUUCAACCUGCCAGAGACCUACCUCUUUGCCUGCCUUGUGGAUUUCUUCUCAAACUGUGACAGAUACACAAGCUGUGAAACGGGCUUCAAAAAUGGUGACCUCUUCAUGUCCUACAAGAGCAUGUUCCAGGAUGUCCGCGAUGCUGUUGACUGGGUCCACUUCAAGGGUACUUUGAAGGAGAAGACGGUUGAGAACUUGGAGAAGUAUGUAGUGAAAGAUGGGAAGCUGCCUCUUCUCCUCAGCCGAAUGAAUGAAGUAGCCAAGGUUUUCUUGGCAACCAACAGCGACUACAAAUACACUGACAAAAUCAUGACUUACCUGUUUGACUUUCCCCAUGGCCCAAAGCCUGGGACCUCUCACCGACCCUGGCAAUCCUACUUUGAUUUGAUCCUGGUUGAUGCCAGGAAGCCGCUGUUCUUUGGGGAGGGGACAGUUCUCAGACAAGUGGACACGACAACAGGGCGUUUGAAGAUAGGAACCUACACAGGACCUCUGCAGCAUGGCAUUGUCUACUCUGGAGGUUCUUCAGAUAUUGUGUGUGACCUGCUGGGGGCCAAAGGGAAGGACAUAGUCUACAUUGGGGACCACAUCUUUGGAGACAUCCUCAAGUCUAAGAAACGUCAGGGCUGGAGGACGUUCCUGGUCAUACCUGAGCUGGCCCAGGAGCUGCACGUGUGGACCGACAAGAGCUCUUUAUUCGAGGAGCUGCAGGGCCUGGACAUUUUCCUUGCAGAACUCUACAAGCAUCUGGACAGCAGCAGCAACGAGAGGCCGGACAUCAGCACUAUCCAGAGAAGAGUCAAGAAAGUGACCCAUGAUAUGGACAUGUGCUAUGGCAUGAUGGGUAGUCUUUUCCGCAGUGGCUCCAGACAGACCCUGUUCGCCUCUCAAGUGAUGCGUUAUGCUGACCUGUAUGCAGCGUCGUUCAUUAACCUGCUGUACUACCCUUUCAGCUACCUCUUCAGAGCCUCACAUGUACUUAUGCCCCAUGAGUCAACAGUGGAACACACCCAUGUUGACAUCGACAUGGAGUCCCCAUUGGCAACGCGGAACCGCACCCACUGCAGCGACUGCAAAGACCAUGACUGCAAACGCAAUCAACUGACCCGCUCCUUCAGUGAGAUCAAGCCUCCUAAUCUGUUCCCCCAGACUCCACAGGAGAUCACUCACUGCCAUGAUGAAGAUGAUGAUGAAGAGGAAGAGGAGGAAGAAGAAGAAGAGGAGGAGGAAGAAGAAGAGGAGGAGGAGGAGGAGGAAGAGUAAUGAGCUGGACUUGUAGAAGAAAGCCAUGUUCCUGUUUCUGCCUUCCCAGUAGAGUCGGGUAGUUUUUUUAUCUCUCCUACAGUGAGGCAAGGAGGAAAGUGUUUCCAGUGUGUGUCUCUGUGUGUUAGUGUAUAUUCGACAAAACUGUAUGUUCACACACACACAUGGACACACACUGAAUUUUUACAAGGAAAGUAAAAAGGACCAGUGAAACAGAUCAUAUGACUGUCAGAAGAAUGUUUGCAUGCGUGUUCCUCUUAAACCCAAAUUCUCCCAGCUUCAUUAUAAAAAACUAAAUGACUUUAAUUGAUUUAAUUUGAUUCAUUUUAAACUUCUCACCAGACAGACAGAAUUGUCCCCUAUGCAGUGUUUCAUAAGCUGACUUUGAAACCUGUUGGUGGAUUCAUUACAUGUAGACAUGAAGACAAUUGAACUCAUCGGAUUUAGUUGCCAUUUAAAUCCUCAUUGACAGGCUGUGCUGACACAGUAUGCAGACAAUUGUCAAAAGCAAAAACACUCUACAGUUAUGGAAAAAAGAUAUGCACAUGCUGUAUUAAAAUAGACUUAUUUUUAUGCAACAUGGGAACAAAAUGUAGUUUGUCAUUUGUUAAGUUGAAUUUAUGUAUCUUAGAGGACUACUCUGUAUUAACUGUAUGUAAGGAUGUCUGUUUCUGUGUGUGUACUCACUCAGACUGCAGCAUCCCUAGUGAAGUAAGCUAUGGAGUCAAUGUACUACAGUGAAGCACACGAGGCACUGAAGCACAAGCUGGUGUUAAACUGAUCAGUCACCACAUUCAUAGUUUGAGAGAACAUGUAGCUGUACAUGGUUGGCUCUUAAACCGAUAUGGUGUUACCAAGCAACAAUAAAAACAGAGUACUGUAACUCUAUUUUAUCCCAAUAGACUCUAUGGCAACCCUGAGCUACAGCAGUGAUACUGUAAAUAGCAGUCAGGUGGAUGGUUUAACCAGCAGCUAGCAGGCAGUAUUUUCUCCAGUUGUUUAAGUAAGAAGAAGAAACUUGAAUAAUGUUUUCAACCAAUUUACAGAAGGCUUUUAUUUUGUACAUGAUAAUUUUUAGCAAUUUAGCUUGAAAGGUGCCUCAGUAUGCAAGGAAAGGGGCUUUUGAGGAUACAGAAAACUAAUUCCAGUAGUUCUGGCAAACCUAAAACUGUGAUUAACUCACUUUGUUUAUCUCCUUGAUUCGGGCCUUUCUUUGUGUGUUUUGUAAUGCUGACCUUGAACUUUUGGCAUCGUAUUCAUAAGGAACUGUGCACAGAGGGAGUGAAAUUUUCACAGGAUUCCUCUGUUGGGCUUUAAACACUGUGAAGUGAUUGUUCACAAUAUUCUAGUUGUUCAAAACUGGAUUAAAAAACCCUCAGAGUUUAAGCACUUCACUUUGCAUAUGAUUAGUACUUGACAGGACAAGAAAAAUCAAGGCUUCAAGCCCCUAAAAUUAUUUCUUUAUUGCAUUUAACCUGUAUCAAUACAAAAAUCACAAAAUAGAAAUUCAUUUACCUUUAGAAAAAUAUAUAGAAAAAAAGUAUCCAAACCUCAGAAAAAUGUAUUUUCUCUUGAAAUGAGUGUAAAAUGUACCCUUAGAUUGGACUGGAAGACACCAAGCAUCACAACCAAAACUUUUGUCUUUUAAACAAGGAGAGAAAGAUAAAGCUUCUCCCAGAGAUAUCUCUGCCCAUUUCAAUCUAAAGAGAUUAGCUCAUUGCACAUUUUUAGAAUCUCCUUUAGAGGAAAAUUUAGAAGAAGUACAUUUUUUAGACAUUAGCAUAAAUAAGGAGGUGCUGAAAUCAGAGCCUUUAUCGUACAAUUUAUGUGCCCUGACAGGUGUCCACAUGUAUUAGGGCUAUUACAAAAGACACAAAUAGACCAACCACAAUUAAUUUUUUGUAUUUAAACUUGUACUUCCUAUUUUAAACAUCCAGUGUAUCCUUUAUGUAAACUUUCCCUACCUUUUACAUAUCAUUUAAAGUCCUAAGAUGUUAUGUUGCCCUGUAAAUGUUGGAUUGGCCUGUUGAUUUAGGCUACAAAAGGGAAGUAGCAUACCGUCUAAUACUUUUGCAUUAUCUUCUUGUUUGGUUUGAAGUGGUUUGGAAAGGUAAAUGUGUUUAACUGCAACUUCCUUUGGGGAUUCAUUGGAUGUAGGACCCAUGUAGGACUUCAAAAAUUAUAUAUAACAGCAUUUGUUUUUGUUUGUUCUUUCUUUUCUGAGAAGUCAAAUAUUUGCAUUCUCGAUUUAAUUUUGUUUCUAAAAUGUAGAAUAACUGGAUAUGCGACAAAAGGCAGCUGCAUCUAUGAUAGGAAGGUCUACUGUCUUUUCUUUGAAUCAUUUGCAUAUGCAUGUGAAUAAAAACAAACAUAUCCUUUCUACAAAGUUGGUCAGGGUAGCAUUAGUUUAAAUUCUAAGUGGGCUGCAUUUUUCUUAGUUUUCUAAGUUUUUUUUUUCUUACAUUUUCAUUGUAGUUUACAGGUGUAAAGACUUUAAACCUGUGUGAAGUUACAAUGAAGGGAGGUGUGAAAGGCAUGUUUUGUAACAAUUGCCGCCUGUUAUCAUCACCAUGGGCUUAUUUUUAUUUUUCUAAGCUAGUGUUUUUAAAUGGUCCUGGUUUACAGAACUGUAAAUAUACAUUUCCAUUUCCUUUUCUUAUAUUUUCUUUCCAAAUAAGUGUUUUGUUAACUUUUAUACUGUACCACAGAAGGCAUGUUCACAUGCUGAACUAUCUACAGCCUGGUGAACCAAUCUGUAGAGGAUUUGUGUCUAUGGCUGUGAUGCCCUCAGUGCAUCCACAUUAGGUGCCAAAAAUGUCACCUUUCAUUUUCUAAACCAUAUAUAUCCUUUGUUUUUAUGCAUUUCAAUACAUGUUCUCCUGAAUCAUGUUGUUUUUCCCAGAAAUUAUCCAACAUACUGUACAUUGAGUUGAAUU